AUGUUUGAACGUUUGACAAGACAUCAGCGAUUAAAUAUAAUUUGUCAAAUAGCUAUAGCUCAAUAUUUAAAUAUGAAAAUGAUAUUACCAAAAACCAUUUGCAUUCCAAAACAACAUACAUCAACAUUUUUCUUUCCAACAUCAUCAUCUCGUCGUUCUGUAUUAACUGAAAGUAUAUUGAACACACAUUUAUUAAAAAAACACUUAAAUAUUGUUUCUACUCAAAGCACUGAUCUUCUUUCUUCAAAUUUAAUUGUUCAAUACAAUAUCAAAAAUAUACCAGUUUUGAAAAAUAAUUCCUACAGGUAUUGGUAUGACUUAUGCCGAUCAAAAGUUUAUAAUAAAACAGAAAUAUCAAAGAUAUUUCGAAAAUAUCAAUAUCCGCAAUAUUUAAUUGAUAUAUCGAAUAAAAUAAUUAAACAAAUUCAACAACGAUCACCAUAUACAUCUAUACAUGUUCGUAGAGGAGACAAAGUUAAUAAAAAGCUUAAUUAUUGUACACAUCCAGAAAUGAUACGAAAAAAACUAAAUUUUAUGAAUAUAACGAACGGUACAAUUUAUAUAGCAACAAAUGAAUAUAAAUCAAAUUAUUUUACUCAGUUGAAUCAAUGGUAUAAUGUUUACACAAUAAAAGAUUUUGAAUCGUUGAUAUUUGAUAAAGCAACAAAACAAAAUUCAUAUGCCCUUUUAAUUAUUGAUGAAUUAGUUAUUAAUAACAGUAAAAUAAAAAUCUCAACGUUUAAAGAACCAAAUGUGGAUGCUUUUUUAUGUAGUUAA
Messenger RNA from Didymodactylos carnosus, 777 nucleotides. The record is from the annotation of a GenBank genome assembly. NCBI's taxonomy places the organism in Eukaryota, Metazoa, Rotifera, Eurotatoria, Philodinida, Philodinidae.